AUGGGUCUUGUCUGCCUGCCUUGGUUGAUUGCGGAUGCAAGAAGUUUUAGAAAACUGAAAUCUCUAUGGACCAGCAAAUAUCAAUCCGAUGUCCCAAAGGGUCAUCUAGCUGUGUAUGUUGGUGAAAUCCAGAAAAGGCGUUUUGUCAUCCCCAUAUCUUACUUGUACGAACCAUUGUUCCAAGAAUUUUUAAGUUACUCGGAGGAUGAAUUUGGAUUUGAUCAUCCAAUGGGAGGUCUAACCAUUUCCUGCCAUGAAGAUGCAUUUGUUGAAUUCACUGCAGCAUUGUAUGCUUCCUGA
Molecule: messenger RNA, 300 nt
Organism: Lactuca saligna
Lineage: Eukaryota; Viridiplantae; Streptophyta; Magnoliopsida; Asterales; Asteraceae
Source: the annotation of a GenBank genome assembly